Messenger RNA from Castor canadensis (American beaver), 1035 nucleotides. RefSeq names its product olfactory receptor 8G50-like. NCBI's taxonomy places the organism in Eukaryota, Metazoa, Chordata, Mammalia, Rodentia, Castoridae. Gene Ontology annotation, biological process: G protein-coupled receptor signaling pathway. Gene Ontology annotation, cellular component: membrane. The record is from RefSeq and is a predicted model, not a curated record. Gene Ontology annotation, molecular function: olfactory receptor activity; G protein-coupled receptor activity.
AAAAAAGGGCUGUUGUAUCUCCAAUAUCAACAUAACAACAUCUCCCUGAAUCUUAACUCAAAAUUUUUUUCUUUUCCUACAUAAAAUUCUCAGAGGAAAAUGGCAGAAAGAAAUCACUCCACAGUGACUGAAUUUAUUCUCGCUGGGUUAACAGAUAAACCAGAGCUCCAGCUGCCCCUCUUCCUCUUCUUCCUAGGAAUCUAUGUGCUCACAGUGUGGGGGAACCUGGGCAUGAUCUUCCUGAUCGGGCUUAGUUCCCACCUGCACACCCCUAUGUACUUAUUCCUUGCCAGUCUGUCCUUCAUUGACUUGUGCCAGUCCACUGUCAUUACCCCCAAAAUGCUGGUGAACUUUGUGGCAGAGAAGAACAUCAUCUCCUACCCUGAAUGCUUGACUCAGCUGUAUUUCUUGUGUGUUUUUGCUAUUGCAGAGUGUUAUAUGCUAGCUUCAAUGGCCUAUGACCGCUAUGUUGCUAUCUGUAAUCCUUUGCUUUACACUGUUACCAUGUCCUAUGAAGUCUGUUCCUGGAUGGUAGUUGGGGUGUAUGGCAUGGGUUUUGUUGGUGCCACAGCCCAUACAGUGUGUAUGCUAAGACUGAUUUUCUGUAACAAUGAUGUAGUAAACCAUUAUUUUUGUGAUCUUUUUCCAUUACUGGAGCUCUCCUGCUCUAGUACUUGUAUCAAUGAGGUGGUAAUUCUGUGCUUCAGUGCAUUUAAUAUUGUUGUCCCAACCCUGAUCAUCCUUGGCUCUUACAUCUUCAUCAUUGUCAACAUCCUUCAAAUUCCCUCCACUGAGGGCAGGUCCAAAGCCUUCAGUACUUGCAGCUCUCACUUCUCUGCUGUUUCUGUCUUCUUUGGAACUCUAGCAUUCAUGUACCUGCAGCCAUCUUCAGUCCACUCCAGGGAUCAAGGGAAAGUGUCCUCUGUGUUUUAUACCAUUGUUAUACCAAUGCUGAAUCCCUUGAUUUACAGCCUGCGGAAUAAGGAUGUCAAAGUGGCCCUAACUAAGUCUCUUAAAAAAAGAUGUUUUCUAUGA